ACAAUACUGUGAUAUCUACCCGGAAUUAUAAAUAGUUUUCAUGUAUUACGUUCGGCCAUUUGCAGAAGCCAGAGCGGAGAUAGCCGGCCCGGCGGAGAAAUUUGUGAGACCUGGUAGUACACUGCAGCUUCAUUGUCUGGUAAAGAAGUCUACAGAAGUACCCUCGUAUCUCUUCUGGUAUCACAAUUUCCGUAUGAUUAAUUACGACGUCGAUCAGGGUGUCAACGUCAGCACUGAUAUCAUCAACCGAGAGAGUUGGUUAGAAGUGCCAAGAGCAUCGGAUCGCCAUUCGGGCAAUUACACUUGCAAAGCCAGUAAUGCGCAGCCGGCACGAGUACUAGUGCAUGUUUUUAAAGGCGAUAAUCCUGCCGCCAUGCAGCAUAGCAUGGCAUCAUCACCGUCAAUGAUGGCUUGCACUGCUUUGUUCACCAUGUUUGCCACGAUCAAACUAGUCCUGCAGACAAAUUGGAGUUUGCGACGUGCGUAAAUUCAAACGAGGAUAUACAUGGAGUGACUCAGUUUUGAUCGUCGAAAUUAGAAUGGUAAUAUGGUAUGAUAGUUCCAGUUAAAGAUUCAGCAUUAUUGUUGAAAUAGUGAAUUAGAAUUUUUUAUUAGAAUUUUUGAAACUGCAAGAUUGAUUUCGAUUUCUAAUUUCAAUAAUAAAUAAUAAAUGUAAUAAAGUGAGGAUAUAUUCAAAAAAUAAAAUAUAAUAGAUGAUAUCUUACUCAGCAGGUAGAAUCUCAGGUGCCUCAUUUUCUUUUUGAAUUUAUAUAUACAAGAUGGUCUUUGUAUUGAGCAUAAACAUGAUUUUUUAAAUACUUUCGAUGAAUUAACGAUAAAAUGUUUCAAACAAAAGUUU
Pogonomyrmex barbatus (red harvester ant) is the source of this 859-nucleotide messenger RNA. RefSeq names its product lachesin. The record is from RefSeq and is a predicted model, not a curated record. Gene Ontology annotation, cellular component: neuron projection membrane. Gene Ontology annotation, biological process: synapse organization. Gene Ontology annotation, molecular function: ice binding. Lineage: Eukaryota; Metazoa; Arthropoda; Insecta; Hymenoptera; Formicidae.